UGCUCAUUAUUUUUGAGGCAUGUGUUUGUAAAACUUAAGCAUACCACUACUGCCUUCUAUACACACACAUUUUGUUUUUCCUUGAAAUCAUUUAUUUCAAUUUAUAGGUUAUCCAAUUCUUCAAUGUAAUGCUUCAGUCAACGAGAGACCCUUUUGUAGUCACGAAUAAAAUAUGACACUUCCUUUUGCAACAAAAAGCAAUUUCAGCAUCUCUUUUGUAACCAUUACCCGUAUUUUUUAAUUUCUUACUCAACUCACAUGAAAUGAAACUGAUGACUAAGCAGAUUCAUUCUCAACUAUUUUCUAUAAAUUAUUUUAAACCAUUAAUGUGAUUUUAUUUCACAUAUGCUAAAAAAUUCACAUCCCCAGAAAUGAUAGCCAGAAGGCUCCACCGUUUGUCCUCGCUGCCCUCCAUCUUCAGAAUCUCUACUGACCAUGGAUUCUCCACUGAUGGCAACACUUUUCGUUAUUGGCUCUCAUCAAGAUACCCACUCCAUAUUCAAGCAUCACGAUCAUAUGCUCGAAAUAGAGGCCAUUAUGAUCUAUUUGGGGGCCGUGUGCCUGGAGCCAAAGAAUUUAGGAAAACCUGGGCUAAAGAAAUGGAAGAUGAGGAUGGCUGUUUAUGGACUGCAAGUGAGGACGAGAGUGGCCCUGAAAAUGAGCCGAGAAGCUCUUUAAAGAAGGAAAUAAAAAAGGCCAAGCAUCGAGCUAUAAAACAUUCAGGUUGCAUUGAUGCUGAUGACAGUGAUGAACUAAGAAGUGUGUGGUCUGGUAGUGAUGAAGAUGAAGAGAAGACACUGUGGACAGGUAGCGAAGGAGAUGAUGAAGACGAUGUUCCCACAGAAGCUUACCCGAAUGAGAAGAGUGAUGAAUAUAUCGAUAAACUGUUUGAGUUUGAUGAACAACCGAAGUACAGAACACUCUCUGAGGCUUUAAAAGAAGAGGAAGAACCGGAAGAAUUAUCACCUGGAAAGAAAGCAAGGAAACUUGCAGUUGAAAAUGCUCUUAAGAAAUUAAAGAAAGGGCCGGAUGGUAGAUACAUUAAUGUGUGGGAGGUCAUGAGUGAUGUGGACAUUCUAAUAGGGGCUUUCGAGAACAUCAUUUCUGGGCCAGAAUAUGCUGAACUGAGGCAGGGAGGACCUAAGCAGCUGAAUAUGCAGUUUUUUAAGGAUAUUCAAGCUCGUAUGAGAGAUCCAGACUAUAAGUUCUCUCCUGAAUUAAAGUUAAAACCAAAGAGCAAAGUGGUUCCUAGAAAGAAGUGGCAGAAGGUGGAAUCUAGACGUAGGAAAGCCCGGAAACGUUAGCUAUUCUUGUAUUUGAUCUUUCCUAAUCUUUGCCUAGAAACAAACUUGUUCAUUACCCGUGUUAAUACAAUUUUAAUGCAAAAAGAGUUUCAGUUUCAGUUUCAGAGCUAGUGAGUGCAUCAUAGACAAUUAGGUAGAUGAUAUAUAUUUG
Molecule: messenger RNA, 1455 nt
Organism: Cuscuta europaea
Lineage: Eukaryota; Viridiplantae; Streptophyta; Magnoliopsida; Solanales; Convolvulaceae
Source: the annotation of a GenBank genome assembly